Messenger RNA from Dichomitus squalens LYAD-421 SS1, 2087 nucleotides. RefSeq lists its product as uncharacterized. NCBI's taxonomy places the organism in Eukaryota, Fungi, Basidiomycota, Agaricomycetes, Polyporales, Polyporaceae. Gene Ontology annotation, molecular function: hydrolase activity. Gene Ontology annotation, cellular component: endoplasmic reticulum. The transcript has 6 exons. The record is from RefSeq and is a predicted model, not a curated record. Gene Ontology annotation, biological process: GPI anchor biosynthetic process. The coding region runs from base 1 to 1932 and encodes 643 amino acids.
AUGCUCACAGCAUCGCGCAGGGCUCUGCGAUCCACCCUGGAUGCAUGUCUUUCCCCUUGGGGACUUCUCGAUUGGCUCAGGCUUCUCUGGUGCAUAACUGUCCUUUGGUAUGAGCUCGCGUCCUUCGCUUGGUCGCUCAGAGCGUGUUCCUGGCCAGACGCCCUUCUAUCGCCGGUGCGUCGGUCUAGUCGAGAACGGCCGGCUCACAUAUUACUGGUCGCGGACCCUCAAGUACGGGAGCUGUCAACGUCCAGGGCUGCGGGAUUUGCCGCGGUUCGCCUGCAUCUUACCGAGCUCGCACUCAGACGCAACUGGUUCUUUGCGUCGCGGCGGAACCCUGAUGUUGUCGUUUUCUUGGGCGACAUACUCGCCUCAUGGAGAUUGAUCAGGUCUGACGAAGAUUACAGGCGCAAUUACGACAAGUUCGUGGAUAUAUUCCGCUCGGAUCGGCGCAUACCGUCGUACUUUGUACCUGGGAACAAUGACGUUGGGCUGAACAUUGAUCCGUCAGCUGCUCGCGAGGCCCGCCGGCGAUUCACAACCCAUUUUGGGCCUCUUAAUCAUAAAAUACAUGUUCACAACCAUACGCUUGUAAUGUUAGAUGCUGCUGGACUGGUAGAAGAGGACUAUCUGAGAGCAGCGAAGUACAUUGAUUACGAUCACUGGUCUCCAUUGCCGCAUGGCCCGGUUGAAUUCGUCCACUCCUUACGAGAAGAAAGCGAACGCUAUCCGGACAUCCUAUUUACGCACAUCCCACUCCAUCGACCGGAGACGGCAUCUUGCGGGCCACUCCGCGAGAAAGGGUCGAUCCGCCGCGGUGUCGGACCUAACUAUCAGAACAUGCUAGAUAAGAAGACGACCACCUUCUUGUUACAAAGCAUAACCCCAGAAAUCGUUUUCAGCGCCGAUGACAAGGACUACUGCGAUUACGUGCACGUCCCUCCACGCGCCGUCAUAAAGGCGGUGGACGGCGACUCUCAGGAGGCGAACGACGCCCAGCAUCCGGUCGUGCAGAAUGUCCGUGAGAUUACUAUCAAAGCAUUCUCGCCGUCCCCCGAGAUUAGACAUCCUGGCUUCCAAUUACUAUCCCUGGCUCCUCCUUCCUCCGCCGAUCACUUUGAGCCGUCUUUGGCUACCACGCCUUGCUUCCUCCCUGAUUACCCUUCGGCAUACACCUGGCGCUAUAUACCCCUGUUCUUCGUGACAACCCUGGUCCUCGUCUUGCUCCGUCGUAAGCAGCGCUCUCCAUCUCUCCCUACACAUCGGCAAUCCAUCUUCCGCCGGUCGAUUUCGCUUAGUACCCUCCCGCCUGUACCAUGGACCCCUCUCCCGCAUCCGUCGACGCCCUUCUCCUCAGACUGGUCCCCCAGCACGCCAGGCUUCUUCACCCCCCGGCCGCGCUCCCCGCACUCAGCGAAGAGCAUACCGAGCCCUACCGAAGAGUUCCCCAGGGGCUCCCUCCGCGCGCCCCUUCUGAGCGCUCGCACCUCGAAUGGGGACGCCGAGCCGCUCCAGACGACGCCCACCCUUCGUGCGACCGCGCAUUCGGACCCCGACGCCGGCGGGAGCUCCCAGCACCUCCCCACCGGUCCCACGCACAUCGAGGCGGACGAGCUCGAGGACGACUUCGCGUAUGGCCUCCAGCGCCACGCCCAGCCGUUGCGGUACAAGAUCGAUCGCGGAGACGAACCCCUCGGAGUGGUUUCGGACGGACUCGGGAUUACGUUCACCCUGAACGGGCAGAGACGGCGGAUCUCGCUGUGGAACCCUCUCAAGUGGCGGCAGCGCAGACGGAUCCCGAGUGGUGGGGGUGUAGGGGCGCGGAGGCGGAGCGGCAAGCGGGCGUUCUUGAAGAGGGUCGUGAUGGACUUGGGGUAUAUCGUGUGGCCGGCGGCGCUGCUUUGGCUUGGUCUGAGAUGGCUGAUGGCUUGAACGGCCGCGCGCGAGGGACAGAACUGACAGACCUUGGACCACGACAUAUCACUAUGCACGUAUUGAUGGCCACCUUGAGAAGGCAAGGACUCUGCUCGCAGUUACGUAUAUUUAGAUGCAUAGACUAUGUAGCGCUUGGAUAGACGUGUUGAGAC